CGCGAUUAUAACGGUCUGAUCCUCAGAGAGAGAAACACCAGAGUCCAGCUUGUGAACUUGUUUUCUGCCCAAAAAUGAACAGAGUUAUUCUCCAGCUUGUUGCAGUCGGAUUCUGCUUUGCACUCGGUCAAGCUCUGCAGUGCUACGAGUGCAAAAUUGGCAUUUGGAACCUGUGCUUAACCACUAAAACCACAUGUGACGAGGGGAAACACUGCUUCAGUGGAGUCGGAAAAGCAGCCAAGGUCGUGGACAUCAAGACCAAGGGUUGCCUAGCAGUAGCUGAGUGCAACCAGACCAAAGAAGUGAAUUUCCCCUCCGGCAGCAACAACAGCGUCGUGUACAGUUUGAACAAGACGUGCUGCAGCAACGACCUCUGCAACAAUGCGCCCGGUGUGCCCGGCACAACUGUGCUGCCGCUGGCCCUCGCCUCCGUCACCGCUCUGUUUGUGGCCAACGUCCUGGUUUGAUGGAUGACACAGCACACAAAAUACACACUACACACACACUCUCACACACACACACACACCACACACCAGCACUACAUAAGGAGCUUGAAUAAAGAGCUUGUUUUUAUUUCCACAUGGGUCUUGUGUUUACUGUCUCACACACACACACACACACACACACACACACACACACACACACACACACACACACCAUAUAUGUUCGUAAAUUGUCCCUAAAAUGUCAUUCUUGUUUUGUUUUUUUUUUGUAUUUUUUAGAUUCAUCAGUAGCUGUCAUUUCACUGUCAGAAAUAUGAAUUAGUUGUCAAAUGAUGUAAAGUGUAAAACAAUUAUUAUAUUAGAUUAUACAAGAAGUCCCCCGCCUGCUUAUUGAAGGGCUCUGCAAUUAACUUUCUCCACACGAGUGAGCAACGUAACGUCAGGGCUGUCGGUGUGAAUCUCGUCAGGCUGUAUGACUAAAUCAUUGCAGGUCAAACUAAGUGUCAAUACAGCCUAAAGGAAUAGUUUGACACUUUUGGGGAAAUGCUUAUUUAUUCUUGCUGAGAGUUAAGAUCAAGCCGCUCAUAUCUGUGUGUUAAAUAUGAAUCCAUAGUCAGGGGACUGGAAGCAGCCUGGCUCUGAACAAAGGUUAAGAAAUCUGCCUUUCAGCAUUCAUUUUGAAAGCUCUCUAACAAGUUAUAUCUUGUUUGCUUAAUCCAGACGAGACAAGUUUUAUUUGUGAGCUGCUUUGUGCUAAAAUAAGCCAAGUUAACCGCCUGCUAUAGGCUGAAGCUUCACAUUAAACAGAUAUGAGCUGUAUAGAUCAUCUGUCAGCAGAAUAUACGCAUUUCUUAAAACAUCAAACUGUUUUUUAAAUAUUUUUAUUUAUUGCCUUUGUCCCACUGUAUUGUGUUUUUGGGUCAUAUAUUCAAAUACCAAUAUGUAGAUUUAAAUUCAAAAUAAUACGUAGUUACUUUAUGUUCACAUGAUUACAAUUUGUACAAUGUUUCUUUCACUAGUGUCAUAUCUUGGAAAACAUUUCUUUAUUUUGCUUUGCUGCUUAUAAACUACUCCAUCACUUCUGUGUUUAACUGGUUUUAUUUUUCAAUAUUGGUGUCAAACUCAUUAUGCACAUUGCUCAUAAGCUGUUAAAUAAAACGUUUUUUGAAUGUGUGUAUGUGUGUGUAUAUAUAUGGAGAGAAAGAUGAUGUAAUCAAUCAUGUUUGCAUAUAUUAAAACGUAAUUGAAGAUGGCAGCAAUUUGAAUUUUGUCAGGGUUGAUCACGAGAUACUGGUUUGGAUUUCCACAUGAAUCACAGAAACAAAUAAAGAUUUACUCCC
This is a messenger RNA of Scomber scombrus (Atlantic mackerel), 1783 nucleotides long. RefSeq names its product sperm acrosome associated 4 like (gene spaca4l). Lineage: Eukaryota; Metazoa; Chordata; Actinopteri; Scombriformes; Scombridae. The coding region runs from base 75 to 467 and encodes 130 amino acids. The record is from RefSeq and is a predicted model, not a curated record. The transcript has 3 exons.